GCUCAGGCGGGCGGGCGGAGGCGGCGCCGUGGCGGCGGCGUUUGGUGCUCGGUCCAAGAUGGCGGUGCAGGAGUCGGCCGCUCAGCUCUCGAUGACUCUGAAGGUGCAGGAGUACCCCACGCUCAAGGUACCAUACGAAACGCUGAACAAACGUUUCCGAGCUGCUCAGAAAAACAUUGACCGAGAGACUAGCCACGUAACUAUGGUUGUAGCAGAGCUGGAGAAGACGCUGAGCAGCUGCCCAGCUGUGGAUUCUGUGGUUAGUCUCCUUGAUGGAGUAGUCGAAAAACUCAGUGUUCUGAAAAGAAAGGCAGUGGAAUCAAUCCAGGCUGAAGACGAGAGUGCAAAACUAUGCAAGCGCAGGAUUGAGCAUCUCAAGGAGCACAGCAGUGAUCAACCAGCUGCUGCUAAUAUGUGGAAGAAAAAACGCAUGGAUCGUAUGAUGGUGGAGCAUCUCUUGCGAUGUGGCUAUUACAAUACAGCUGUAAAACUGGCCAGGCAAAGUGGUAUUGAGGAUCUGGUAAAUAUUGAGAUGUUCCUGACUGCCAAAGAAGUAGAAGAAUCCUUGGAAAGACAAGAAACAAUGACUUGCUUAGCUUGGUGUCAUGAUAACAAAUCUAGGCUCAGGAAGAUGAAGCAUUCCUCUAAGAGCUGUCUGGAGUUCAGCCUAAGGAUUCAGGAGUUCAUUGAACUUAUUCGACAGAACAAGAGACUGGAUGCUGUCAGACAUGCAAGGAAGCAUUUCAGCCAGGCUGAAGGAAAUCAACUGGACGAGGUACGACAGGUGAUGGGAAUGUUGGCCUUCCCUUCAGAUACUCAUAUCUCUCCUUACAAGGAUCUUCUGGACCCUGCCCGGUGGAGGAUGCUAAUCCAGCAGUUUAGAUAUGAUAACUACAGGCUGCAUCAGCUGGGGAACAACUCUGUCUUUACUAUAACACUCCAGGCCGGGCUUUCAGCUAUAAAAACACCACAAUGUUAUAAAGAGGAUGGCAGUUCCAAAAAUCCUGACUGCCCUGUUUGUAGCAAAUCCCUAAAUAAGCUGGCUCAGCCUCUGCCAAUGGCACAUUGUGCCAACUCCCGACUAGUCUGCAAGAUUUCAGGAGAUGUGAUGAAUGAAAAUAAUCCUCCCAUGAUGCUUCCAAAUGGAUAUGUGUAUGGAUACAAUUCUUUGCUUUCUGUUCGUCAAGAUGAUAAAGUAGUUUGCCCAAGAACCAAAGAAGUCUUCAACUUCUCACAAGCUGAGAAGGUCUACAUUAUGUAAUUCCCUCGUACAUACAAUGAAGUGCCGCUGGAAUUUGACAUAAUAUAUUUUGGCAUGACCUGUAGAGAAAGAUCUUGAGUGUGGCUAAGAGAGCUGGGGUGGGAAUCAGAUUGGUUGGUGGCAUUUUUUUAUUGCGACCAAAGAUCAAUGAACAACAAUAUACACUCUUAGAAACUGAGGAAGUGUGACUAAAAAGUUGUACUUGGAGGGAACAAAUAUUGAAUGUUUGGAUUUUGUUACAGUAAUUGGACUUUUCUCAAAUAAUCAUCCAGCAAAAACUCAGCUCAAAAAAUGGACAGUUUCACAUGAGGAAAAAAAAAGUUACAGUGAACCUCAAAGGGCCAUUUCACACUUCCAGACCUGUUUUCAACAUCACCAAUAUGUGCCCAUGUAUGGAAGAACAUAUUAUUUGAAGGGGUCAAAUAUGCAAAACUGUGAUAACAUGCACCAGGGAACUGGGGCCAGUCACGGCCUCCGAAUGUGUGUCGACCUUGUGGCCUCAAGUGUGUGCAUGCACACACGUGCAUCUCCCCUUCAAAUGUGGUUGUCAGCAUGAGACACAUAAACUGGAAAUGCAUUUGCAAUGUCAAGAGUGUGAUGUAGGUCUGUGUGCUUCCUUUUUCUGUGUUAGCAAUCCCAUGGGCCAUAGUAGAUGCUUGAUGACAACACUAACACAAGGCUGAUUUAACUGGAUCAGUUAGGAGUUCUUUGAAAAGAACUGCAGGGGUUUAUUCUCUUCCAAAAACCCUCCCCACAUUGACCAUCUUGGGAAGACUGCAUAAAUAUGAAGUAACUGAAAACAUUACAGGCACAAUGCACUGCUUGUAUGUCUGUCCUUCUUCCAGUUGACCAUAGUGUUAAAAUUCUUCAUUUAUUAGUUAACUAUGUGCAUAGGAUUCAAUAUCAAACCAUUAGUGCUACUGCCUUAUUUCUUACUUUGAGAAUGUACUCACAUAAGGAUCAGCUGGUAACCUUAAGUGUUGGGCAAAUUUUGAAGAUGCCUUGCAGGAUUAAUUAUGUAAUUUUAGGGUAUUCAUUACACAAGAGAUUAGUUCAAUUUUAACAGCUGCAAAUCACAUCCUUAUCACUCUCCAAAUAAAACCAUUGUAGUUGGAAAAAACCAUAUGGUAGAAGUUUGUAUUUAGCAUUUAUUUUUGCAUGUUGAUGUUGAUUAGCUAAUAAAGACUGUAAACA
Lacerta agilis (Sand lizard) is the source of this 2455-nucleotide messenger RNA. It is a transcript of the gene MAEA, whose product is annotated as macrophage erythroblast attacher, E3 ubiquitin ligase. Bases 59 to 1261 code for a protein of 400 amino acids. Gene Ontology annotation, molecular function: protein binding; ubiquitin protein ligase activity. Gene Ontology annotation, biological process: proteasome-mediated ubiquitin-dependent protein catabolic process. The transcript has 10 exons. The record is from RefSeq and is a predicted model, not a curated record. Gene Ontology annotation, cellular component: GID complex; cytoplasm; nucleus. NCBI's taxonomy places the organism in Eukaryota, Metazoa, Chordata, Lepidosauria, Squamata, Lacertidae.